UCCGUUUUCCCAGCAUGCUCUGCGUAGGAGAGGGGCUAAUGGCGGAGUACGGCAGCAUCCUCACCCCGGCCGCCCUGGGCCUCAACGCCGCCGCCGGCGGACACUCGCCCGGGCCCAAAGUGGAGGCCUUCGUCGACGCGCUGCAGAGAGCGCGGCAGAUUGCUGCUAAAAUAGAUGCUGGGUCACAUCUGAACAAUUCUACUCCUGUGGUCGAUCCUGCAAUCUAUGGUUAUGGGAGUCAGAAACGAACACUGGAUGAUGGGGUAGGGAACCAGCUUGGGGCCAUGGUACAUCAAAGGACCAUAAUGUCUGAAGAGUAUAAAGUGCCUGACAAAAUGGUUGGAUUCAUAAUUGGCAGGGGAGGUGAACAGAUAUCACGGAUACAGAUGGAAUCUGGCUGCAAGAUUCAGAUUGCACCUGACAGCGGAGGUCUCCCCGAACGGUCCUGCACAUUAACGGGUUCUCCAGAGAGCAUAGAAGAAGCGAAACGACUCCUAGGACAGAUUGUGGAUCGGUGUCGGAAUGGCCCGGGUUUUCACAACGAUAUGGAUAGUUCAAACAGUGCUAUACAGGAAAUUCAAAUCCCAGCCAGCAAAGUUGGUCUGGUCAUUGGCAAAGGAGGAGAAACUAUUAAACAACUUCAGGAGAGAAAUGGUGUAAAAAUGAUCAUGAUUCAGGAUGGGCCACUUCCAACAGGAGCAGACAAACCACUGAGGAUUACAGGAGAAUCUUACAAAGUCCAGCUAGCGAAAGAGAUGGUCUUGGAAAUAAUCAGAGAUAAAGAUCAGGGUGAUUUCAGGCGGAAUGAAUUUGGUUCCAGAAUGGGAGGCAAUAGUGUAGAUGUGGCUGUACCUAGGUUUGCUGUUGGUAUUGUAAUAGGAAGAAAUGGUGAAAUGAUCAAAAAGAUUCAGAAUGAUGCCGGUGUAAGGAUUCAAUUUAAACCAGAUGAUGGUGUUAUGCCAGAUAGAAUUGCUCAGGUGAUGGGACCGCCAGACAGGUGUCAACAUGCUGCUCAUAUGAUUAAUGAACUUAUUCACACUGCUCAGGAAAGAGACGGUCAAUCUGGCUUUGGCGGUCCAGGAAGAGGACGGGGUAGGGGACGUAAUGAGUGGAAUAUGGGACCCCCAGGCGGAAUGCAGGAGAUUACGUAUACGAUCCCUGCUGAUAAAUGCGGCUUGGUUAUCGGAAGAGGUGGAGAUACUAUAAAAAGCAUAAACCAGCAGACGGGAGCACAUGUGGAACUGCAGAGAAACCCACCUCAAACCUCUGACCCUAACAUCCGAGUAUUCAUCAUCCGCGGAGCUCUACAACAGAUCGAGCAUGCUAGGCAGUUAAUAGAAGAAAAAAUCAACGGGGGCCCCGGACCGAGCGGACCUGGAGGAUUUAAUGCAAGUCCUUAUAGCCAAGGACCACCUGGACACCACCAAAAUGGCCCACCGCAAGCCUUCAUGACGCAGGGUUGGGGAAGUACAUACCAGCCGUGGCAGCAGCAAGGACAGCAGGACCCGAACCAGAAUGGUGGACAUGCAGGUCAGAUGGAUUACUCCAAAGCCUGGGAAGAUUAUUACAAGAAACUUGCCCAAGCUACAGGCACUGCCCCCGGGAAUCCGCAGCAGAGCUCACAGCCAGACUACAGUGCCGCGUGGGCAGAGUAUUAUCGACAGCAAGCAGCCUAUUAUGGACAGGCCACGCAGCAAGGGCAGGCCCCUGGGCAUCAGGAUCAAUAAUUUGAUGUCCUCUUGAAGAUAUUUGAAUCAUUGUGGGUUUGAAGCCUUUUUUAGCAAAAGGUCGACAAGAUUUGUGACGCCUUGAAGAAAAAAACUUAUACUUUUGUUUCUGAACACUAGAAGAGAAAAAUACUUAUUACCAUAACUUUCUAGAUUUACCAUUAAUGGAGUAAUAGUGAACUUGAGGGGAGUGCGGCAGUUGAGGACUGAACACUGGGGAGAGGGGACAUUGAGCGACAAUGCAGUCAGGACAGGCUAGAGUGCGAAUGGUGACUCGUUCGUUUUUAAAACAAAAACAUUCUUUUAAUUCUCCCCCCACCCCACAUGGGCAGCACUGCCGGGCAGAACUGAAGCUGGCGAUGUGAAGCUUCUUUCUUGAGUGUAAAGUACGUACGUCCCAGUGCAGACGGCAGGAAUACUGGUGCUUGUGUCACCUCAGGGUUCAGUCCAGACUGGCAUCACGGGAACACUGGGGUGGGGCUGCUGGUUAGUUCAGUACUGACCGAAAGGUACUAAUGGCCAUGAAAUACAGAUAUACCUAAUGUGUGUGUGUGUGUGUGUGUGUGCGUGCGCGUGUGUGUGGACACAAGCACCUCAUUGUUGUGAAGUGCAGGAGCUCUGUGCUGCUCAGCACCAGAUACAAUACUGGGGGCUGGUACAUUUUUAUACCAGCCUGUCGUUAGUUCUGCUUUGUGACCAGGGGCUGCCAGUCAGGCAGUGAGGAGCACAAUGGAGUAAACUUUUUUUUGUUAGGAGUAAAAAUGAGAACUGUGAAUAAAUAUUUAAUAUUUUUUCUCCAAAGUGCAUGUUUUAUGUCAGUGAUUGUCAAAAUCGAAGCUUAAAAAUGUAUUACAGGAAAAUCUUUGGCACAUUUUGUAACUAAUGAAUCAGUCAGAAUGAGCACUCGUCUGUAACAUGGACAAAACGGCAGAGAAUUGCCAUUCCCACGAGAGCCUGGCCUGACUCACUCCCCCUCCCGUCCUCCCUUUGCUCCUCGCUCCUCGCACUCGCUCCCCCACCCUCUCCUAACUCCCGUUCUCCUCCCUCCGCCCCUCCUUUCUCCCUCUCGCUCUUCCCCUCGCUCCUCCCCUGUAAGAGGCGAGGAUCGGGGGGGUUCGCUGAAGUGCUGAUGACGUGACUGUCCACCUUCUGGUUCUGUAUUCUGCAAUUAGAUUGCACCUGUCUGUAAUUACCUGAAAAAGAUGAGACAAAAAAACUGAAAGUACAGGUUUUAUUUUUUAGUAUAAAAAAGGUUGGUUGUGUUUGGUAUACACCUCUAAAGUACGGACUGCAUAAAGUCUCCAGGAAACCUGCUAAUGACUAUUUUUUAAUUAUUCUUACGUGGUGUGAUCUAAUAUGUAUGAUUAUGUUAGCAAGUGAAUGAAUUUAGUAUUAAUUACGUAUGUCAAACAAAAAAAUUACGUUGAUUAAAAAAGGGAUGUUAUUAAGUUCCUGCUGUUUAACUUGUAGUAUUUGACUUUGUACAGUUAACAGUGUAGAUAAACCAGGAGCUUUGGUUCUGUUUUUAAUGACCUGGAGUUUACUGGACAUUCCGUUUAAAAUUGUACUGAUUUUUUUCUAUUAAUGCUCGAGAUGUCUAACUUUGGAAAGUGCGACUGGUAAAUAGCUCUGUGCAGCAUGUUCAAAAGAUGUAUCCCUUUUAUUUUACUGACACUUGCAUUUUACACUCUAUAAUAAAAUGUCCAC
Messenger RNA from Callorhinchus milii (elephant shark), 3434 nucleotides. It is a transcript of the gene fubp3, whose product is annotated as far upstream element (FUSE) binding protein 3. The record is from RefSeq and is a predicted model, not a curated record. The transcript has 18 exons. Gene Ontology annotation, biological process: regulation of DNA-templated transcription. Gene Ontology annotation, molecular function: mRNA binding. Lineage: Eukaryota; Metazoa; Chordata; Chondrichthyes; Chimaeriformes; Callorhinchidae. Gene Ontology annotation, cellular component: cytoplasm; nucleus. Bases 15 to 1727 code for a protein of 570 amino acids.